Fraxinus pennsylvanica is the source of this 489-nucleotide messenger RNA. Lineage: Eukaryota; Viridiplantae; Streptophyta; Magnoliopsida; Lamiales; Oleaceae. The record is from the annotation of a GenBank genome assembly.
AUGGCUUCUCCAAGUGGAACUUAUUCAGGAUCAAGCUCGAUUCAUAACUCUUCUGAAGACAAUUUGCAGCAUAUAAUGGAUCAAAGGAAACGCAAAAGAAUGAUUUCGAAUCGCGAAUCUGCACGUAAAUCACGCAUUAGGAAGCAGAAGCAAAUGGAUGAUCUGCUGGCUCAGUUGAAUCAAUUGAGGACUGAAAACUACAAUUUGCUGACCAACAUGAAUGUUGUUACUCAGCUAUACCUGAAUAUUGAGGCUGAAAACUCAGUUUUAAGGGCUCAGAUGGGUGAACUGAACCACAGAUUACAGGCUCUCAAUGACAUAAUCAACUACAUGAACUGCACAGAAAACACUGUUGCUGAAUUUGAUGAAAAUGACAAUAUUUAUGCUUAUAAUGAGCAGAUGAUUAAUGAGGAAGAUUUCUUGAAUCCAUGGAGUUUGCUUCACGUUAAUCAGCCAAUAAUGGCCUCUCCUGAUAUCUUCAUGUACUGA